AUGCCAAACGCAAACAACACUCCAAACCCAUACCACUUCCCCCUCCUCCUCGGCAUCUUCAUCCUCGCCUUCUUCCCCGGUCUCAUCGGUCCAAUCUUCAACUCGCCCUUUACACUACUCAGCUACACUUGCUCACUGCUUCCUUGGGCAACACCAUCUGCCCCACUUCAACCGCAAACAAGCACAACCGCGACAAUGUCUUGGACGCAAAAAGCUUUCACACUGCCUGCGAAGAGCAGAGGCAGUUAUCUGAUCACUGAUCAUGUCAUGGAAAAGGUGCCAGAGAUCAAGGAUUAUAAAGUCGGCAUCUUGCAACUGUUUGUGCAGCACACGAGUUGCGCGUUGAGCUUGAAUGAGAAUUAUGAUGAGGAUGUUCGCGCCGACAUGUCCGACGCACUCGACCGCAUCGCCCCAGAAGAUCGCAAGGGAAACCUCUACCGCCACGCCGACGAAGGACUGGAUGAUAUGCCUGCACACAUCAAAUCCGCUCUCAUCGGUGCUUCUGUAUCCGUUCCCAUCACAAACGGUAGAUUGGCGACGGGUACUUGGCAGGGCAUCUGGUUCUUGGAGUUUAGAGCUAGUAAGCAUCAGAGAAAGGUUGUUGCCACUAUUCAGGGUGAAAAGGCUUGA
This is a messenger RNA of Aureobasidium subglaciale EXF-2481, 630 nucleotides long. RefSeq lists its product as uncharacterized. Bases 1 to 630 code for a protein of 209 amino acids. The record is from RefSeq and is a predicted model, not a curated record. The transcript has 2 exons. Lineage: Eukaryota; Fungi; Ascomycota; Dothideomycetes; Dothideales; Saccotheciaceae.